This is a messenger RNA of Chrysoperla carnea, 1311 nucleotides long. RefSeq names its product mitochondrial coenzyme A transporter SLC25A42 (gene DPCoAC). Gene Ontology annotation, biological process: transmembrane transport. NCBI's taxonomy places the organism in Eukaryota, Metazoa, Arthropoda, Insecta, Neuroptera, Chrysopidae. The record is from RefSeq and is a predicted model, not a curated record. Bases 249 to 1214 code for a protein of 321 amino acids. The transcript has 7 exons. Gene Ontology annotation, cellular component: mitochondrial inner membrane.
GUAAAUACUUGAAAAAUGUGAAAACUUGACAUUUUCAGUAAACUUAUUAAAAUUAGUUGUGAUAAGUAUUUCUUUCAAACAUGUGUAACCUUUGAACUAUUGGUUUAAUUUUAAUUCAAGACCAAAUAUUUUGAAUAACAAAUAUUAUGAGAAACGCUAAGUUGGUGAGUUAGUUAGAGAAGAACUUUGGCAACUCAAAACUGUAUGCCUAGAAUAUCAUGAGUUGACACUUUGUACCUAACUAAAAGAUGGAUUCAAGAGAAGUAAAAAUAUCAGACAGCGUUGAUUACAGUGUUAGUUCAAAACCACGAACAAAGUUAACGAAUUCUGAAGUAGUAAUUACAAGUCUAUUAGCAGGGGCAAUUGCUGGUGCCUUAGCAAAAACGACAAUAGCGCCUUUGGAUCGCACAAAAAUAAACUUCCAAAUAAGCCGGGUGCCUUAUUCUGCUGGGAAAGCUUUACAAUUUUUAAAAGAAACAUACAUUAAAGAUGGGUUUUUUGCAUUAUGGAGAGGUAAUACAGCAACACUUGCAAGAAUUAUACCGUAUGCUGCUAUUAAUUUCACUGCACACGAGCAAUGGAAACGUAUCUUGAAACUAGAUCAAAAUACGAAAGAGAACAGGGAUUCACAUAUGCGUCGGUUUCUUUCUGGUUCUUUAGCUGGCGUGACUUCGCAAAGUUUAACUUAUCCAUUAGAUUUAGCGCGAGCUCGUAUGGCUGUUACAGCUAAAGAUGAAUAUUCAACUCUUAGACAGGUUUUUGUAAAAAUUUGGAUUGAAGAAGGUCCAAGAACAUUUUAUCGUGGCUACGUUCCAACCAUUUUAGGUGUAAUACCUUACGCGGGUGUUUCAUUUUUUACAUAUGAUACUCUUAAAAAUUCAUACAAAGAUUAUUAUGGAGCAUUUCCUACAAACCCAAUGAUUUCGCUAGUAUUUGGUGCUGUAGCUGGCGCUCUUGGGCAAACUAGUAGUUAUCCAUUAGAUAUAGUUCGUAGAAGAAUGCAAACUUCGCGUCCAAAAGCCAAUAUGCCAAAAAAGACAAUAAUUCAAACUCUAAUUAAAAUUUACAGGGAGGAAGGCAUCAUCGGUGGUUUUUUCAAAGGGUUAUCAAUGAACUGGGUAAAAGGUCCAAUUGCUGUUGGUAUAAGUUUUGCUACAUACGAUAGAAUAAAAGAAUUUUUACGUGAUAUUGCUUUUAAAGUUGAUAUUGUAUAAAAUAAUUGUAGUAAAAGUCAAUAAGUUGUUAUUUCAAGUGUGAUGACGUUUUUCUUCAUUUAAAGCAAUUUAAUUUUUAUAAAUUAUAUAAUGUUUU